This is a messenger RNA of Pterocles gutturalis (yellow-throated sandgrouse), 1422 nucleotides long. RefSeq names its product zinc finger and BTB domain containing 46 (gene ZBTB46). The transcript is spliced from 3 exons. The record is from RefSeq and is a predicted model, not a curated record. Gene Ontology annotation, molecular function: protein binding; DNA-binding transcription factor activity, RNA polymerase II-specific; RNA polymerase II cis-regulatory region sequence-specific DNA binding. The annotation marks the transcript as partial. NCBI's taxonomy places the organism in Eukaryota, Metazoa, Chordata, Aves, Pterocliformes, Pteroclidae. Gene Ontology annotation, biological process: regulation of transcription by RNA polymerase II.
UGGAAGAGGAAACACAAAGAUUUCCAAAUGAAUAACCGAAAGGAAGAUAUGGAAAUUGCUUCCCACUACCGUCAUCUGCUGCGGGAGCUUAACGAGCAGAGACAACACGGCAUCCUCUGCGAUGUUUGCAUUAUCGUGGAGGGGAAGAUAUUUAAGGCUCACAAAAACGUUCUGCUUGGGAGCAGCCGCUACUUCAAAACGCUGUACUGCCAGGUCCAGAAAACAUCCGACCAGGCCACCGUCACCCAUUUGGACAUCGUCACGGCACAGGGCUUCAAAGCAAUCAUUGACUUCAUGUACUCAGCACACCUAGCGCUGACCAGCAGAAACGUCAUCGAGGUGAUGUCGGCUGCUAGCUAUCUGCAAAUGACAGAUAUUGUACAAGCCUGUCACAAUUUCAUAAAAGCAGCUCUCGACAUAAGCAUAAAGUCUGACGCCUCAGAUGACCUCGUUGAUUAUGAACUGGGAGCCCCUUCCAGCAGCAGUACGGACGCUCUGAUUUCAGCAGUCGUGGCUGGCAGGAGUAUAUCUCCCUGGUUAGCUCGGCGAACAAGCCCAGCAAACUCUUCCGGAGAUUCAGCAAUUGCCAGCUGCCACGAAGGAGGGAGUAGUUAUGGAAAAGAGGAUCAAGAACCAAAAACAGACAGCCACGAAGACGUUUCAUCCCAGUCUCUUUGGUCUAGUGACAUGGGCUAUGGGUCUUUACGUAUCAAAGAGGAGCAGGUUUCACCGUCCCAUUACGGAGGGAGUGAGCUACAUUCUGCCAAGGAUAGUGCAAUACAGAACGCCUUCUCGGAACAGGGAGUGGGGGAUGGCUGGCAGCCCACGGGGCGCAGGAAGAACAGAAAAAAUAAAGAAACUGUGCGGCAUAUUACGCAGCAAGUGGAGGAUGACAGCAGGGCAAGUUCUCCUAUGCCGUCUUUUUUACCUGCCUCGGGAUGGCCGUACAGCAGUCGAGACCCGAGUGCUGAUGUGACAGUAACGGAGCCCAGCAGCUCUGACAGCAGGGUGGAGCGGUCGGACCCCUACGCCAGCGUGGAGGAAGCCCUCCUGGGUGGGGAAGCCAGCUACAUCUCGCAGCCCCUGACUCCGGAGAAGGAGGAUGCGCUGCAGGCUGCCACCGUCGCCAACCUGCGCGCGGCUCUCAUGAGUAAGAACAGUUUGCUGUCUCUGAAAGCCGACAUGCUGGGAGACGAUAGUUCGCUGCUGUUCGAGUACUUGCCCAAAGGCACGCAUUCUCUCUCUCUCAACGAGUUCACAGUCAUCAGGAAGAAAUUCAAGUGCCCCUACUGCAGCUUCUCAGCCAUGCAUCAGUGCAUCCUGAAGAGACACAUGCGAUCCCACACAGGAGAGAGACCCUAUCCCUGCGAGAUCUGCGGGAAGAAGUUCACCCGCCGGGAGCACAUGAAGCGGCACACCUUG